This is a messenger RNA of Urocitellus parryii (Arctic ground squirrel), 528 nucleotides long. The record is from RefSeq and is a predicted model, not a curated record. NCBI's taxonomy places the organism in Eukaryota, Metazoa, Chordata, Mammalia, Rodentia, Sciuridae.
AUGGAAGUCGGACUCAUCCCUCUCAGGCCUCACACAUACUCCACUGCCCUUGUGGUCAAAGUCCUGGGCCCAGAGGACCGCAGCGCGUCCCACCACCACCACUCCCCGCCGCCAACACACACACCACUACACGACCACACUCGUCCUUUCUCCGACCUGCUGUGUAGUAAAACAAUCGCUCCCCCAACGUCUGCAGCUGCUGCCAGAGGUUCUGACACUGCAGGAAUGCACCAUCUGGGGAAAACUCCACACCCUAAGGAGGGGCACGAGCCGAGUGGGGGUCCGAGCUCCAAGAUCCGCGCGUGUCAUAAUUACCAAUAUGGAUACCUCACACGGCUGGUCAUCGAGGCCAACAGACACACUCAAAGACUCUCUGGCAUUUUCUGGACUCCCCUUUCUGCUUUACUAGAGGCUGAAAGGGAUGCCUCCUACCCCAAACCGGGUUCAGACCUCCAGUCAAAGGUGAACAGGCCAGCCGGAAAGAUUUUGUCACCCAAAGAUGCAGGGUGAGAGCUGGAUGCGGGCUGA